AUGAAGCCGGUUGUUUCAUCAGGCAAGGCGUGGUUCUGUACAAUCGUAUCUGCAUUCGGUGUUGUGAUCCUUUCAGUGAUCGGACACCUUUUUAAAACCAACCAUGAAUCCUUCGUUGGGUCUAUCACCGAUCCAGAGGAUGGUCCAGCGGUUGCGCACACGGUUUUCAUUGCUGCAUUUGUGUAUCUUCUGUUCUUCCUAUUCUGUGGAUCGCAGAUCUGGAUGGGCAAGAAAAAGCCAUCCAUUGAAUUACGUUAG
Molecule: messenger RNA, 258 nt
Organism: Lachancea fermentati
Lineage: Eukaryota; Fungi; Ascomycota; Saccharomycetes; Saccharomycetales; Saccharomycetaceae
Source: the annotation of a GenBank genome assembly